Messenger RNA from Pseudocercospora fijiensis CIRAD86, 174 nucleotides. RefSeq lists its product as uncharacterized. NCBI's taxonomy places the organism in Eukaryota, Fungi, Ascomycota, Dothideomycetes, Mycosphaerellales, Mycosphaerellaceae. The transcript is spliced from 3 exons. The record is from RefSeq and is a predicted model, not a curated record. The coding region runs from base 1 to 174 and encodes 57 amino acids.
AUGGUACCUCCAUCCAACGCUGAGUCCAACGCUGAGUCCAACGCGUUGGACUCGGGUCGCUGGCCAAGCCGUGGAGAUAUAGGCCCAACACCCGAGCCAACACCUGAGCCAACACCUAGCCAACACCAGCCAACACCAGCCAACACCAAAUCGACCCUCUCCGAUUUAGCUUAA